AUGGCGGCGGAACGGCGGCAGCGGAAGCUACGCCUCUUCCUCCUCGCCGCGUUCGCGUGCUCUCUGCAGGCAGCAGGCGCCGCCGCGGAGAGCACGGCGACCAUGUCGGUCCGGCACAAACCGUCGAAGCCGAGGCAUGGCAAGCACAUGCCGGGUCCGCGGGGGAGCCACGCCAGCAGCGGGAUGGCGUCGUGCAACAUGUUCCAGGGCAGCUGGGUGCUCGACGACGCGCCGCCGCUGUACGACACGGCGGGGUGCCCGUUCGUGGAGGCGGAGUUCGACUGCCAGAAGUACGGCCGCCCCGACAAGCUGUACCUCAAGUACCGGUGGCGCCCCGCCGCCUGCGAGCUCCCGAGGUUCAACGGGCAGGACCUGCUGAGCAGGUGGAGGGGGAAGAAGAUACUGUUCGUGGGGGACUCCAUCAGCCUGAACCAGUGGGAGUCGCUGGUGUGCAUGCUGCACGCGGCGGCCCCGGCGUCCAGGACCACCUACAGCAGGGGCACCCCCGUCUCCUCCGUCACGUUCCAGGACUACGGGCUGUCGGUGGUCUACUACCGAAGCACCUACCUGGUGGACAUUGUUGAAGAGUCCAUCGGCCGCGUGCUGAAGCUGGACUCCAUCUCCGGCGACCCCUGGCUCGGCGCCGACAUGCUCAUCUUCAACACCUGGCACUGGUGGACCCACACCGGCAAGGACCAGCCGUGGGACUACGUGCAAGAUGGAGCCCAGGUGAUGAAGGACAUGGACCGGCUCACCGCCUUCUCCAAGGGGAUGUCCACGUGGGCCAGGUGGGUCGACUCCAACGUGGACGUCUCCAAGACCAAGGUCUACUUCCAGGGCAUCUCGCCGACCCACUACAACGGAGCUGACUGGGGGGAGAGCUCCAGGAGCUGCGCGAAGCAGACGCAGCCGAUCGCCGGGCCGGCGUACCCAGGCGGGCCGCUGCCGGCGCAGGGCGCGGUCAGGAGCGCGAUCAGCGGCAUGUCCAAGCCGGUCUUCCUGCUCGACAUCACGCUGCUGUCGCAGCUCAGGAGGGACGCGCACCCGUCCGCAUACAGCGGCGGACACCCCGGCAACGACUGCAGCCACUGGUGCCUCGCCGGCCUGCCCGACACCUGGAACCAGAUACUCUACGCGUCUCUCCUUGCAUAGGAAAAAAGAAAGAGGCGCGCGCGCGCGUGAUGACUCUAUUGUUUGUUGCAACGCAGUUUAAUUUGAUGCUGCUCUCUCGCAGUAGCUUCAAUUGUUUUGUAUGUGGGGGUAUGUAAAUUGGCGGUUCAGCUGGUGUUCAAACAUCAGAACGAAAGGUAAUCAAUCAAAGCAGAGAAAUACUUUUGAGUUUU
Lolium rigidum is the source of this 1343-nucleotide messenger RNA. RefSeq names its product protein trichome birefringence-like 38. Gene Ontology annotation, cellular component: Golgi apparatus. Gene Ontology annotation, molecular function: O-acetyltransferase activity. The record is from RefSeq and is a predicted model, not a curated record. The transcript has 5 exons. The coding region runs from base 1 to 1152 and encodes 383 amino acids. Lineage: Eukaryota; Viridiplantae; Streptophyta; Magnoliopsida; Poales; Poaceae.